This is a messenger RNA of Megachile rotundata (alfalfa leafcutting bee), 937 nucleotides long. RefSeq names its product mitochondrial fission process protein 1. The record is from RefSeq and is a predicted model, not a curated record. NCBI's taxonomy places the organism in Eukaryota, Metazoa, Arthropoda, Insecta, Hymenoptera, Megachilidae. Gene Ontology annotation, cellular component: mitochondrion. Gene Ontology annotation, biological process: mitochondrial fission.
UCUAACUUUUCAUUGAUUCAUUUGAUUUUUAAUUAGUUGUCUUUCUGAAUUGAUGCUUGUAGUUAAUGUCUUAACUUUAUAAUUAUUUUAUGUUAUGUUGAAUGGCUUUACUAUAAGGACUGCUGUGAAUGAAACACGAUAUGCAAAUGAGGUUGGAGAAGCUUUUAGGUCCAUAGUCCCAAAGUCAGUUGUAUGGUCCAGUUACAUUGUGGCCUCUGGAUAUGUGCUUGCAGAUACAAUUGAUAAAAGUUUAAAGACUUAUCGUGACAAUGUUAAUCCAAAUGCAACAAAAAAUGUAUUAAUUUCUAUGACUGACACCUUAUUGUGGCAGUCAUUUGCAUCUGUGAUCAUUCCUGGCUUUACAAUUAAUAGAAUCUGCAGAGCUGUUCAAUAUGUACAAAAGAGAAAUGUGGCCUUAAGAAAUCGAUGGAUUCCCACAAUUGUUGGUCUAAUAUCCAUACCUUUUAUAAUACACCCUAUAGAUACUGCAGUGGAAGAAGCAAUGAAUAUGACAUACAGAAAGUGGAUAGGAUAUUAUCCUAAAUGACCACUGCUGUAAAACACAUAUACAAAGAUGUAGGAUUUACCAAAAAUAUAUCUGAGGCUUGAUCAGUUUACAAAGAAAACGAAAGUAUUGCUAUUUAUUAUACAAUUUAUUAAAAGUAGAGCAAUUGAAAGUUAUGUACAUUUUGUUACAUUGUUAAAUAUUGUUAUCUUAAUACUAUAGAACAAUGUACAUUAGAUAUACACUCUGAAACAAUAAUUGUUUGUAGAUAAUAAUAAAAUGCUUUAAAUUUUUAUUCAUCUUGAUUUAGACUGCCAUAGAUCAUAGUAAAAGUAGAGGUAAAAUUCCUUUUAUUAAUUGUAAUAUAAAAUAAAAUAGCGUAUAUCUUUCAGACUUUGCAUGUGUUUAUUGAAUUCUAUCUCCAUUUAUUUG